Messenger RNA from Desarmillaria tabescens, 855 nucleotides. RefSeq lists its product as uncharacterized. The transcript is spliced from 18 exons. The record is from RefSeq and is a predicted model, not a curated record. The coding region runs from base 93 to 812 and encodes 239 amino acids. NCBI's taxonomy places the organism in Eukaryota, Fungi, Basidiomycota, Agaricomycetes, Agaricales, Physalacriaceae.
AACAAAUCUUCAAGUCGGCAUCUACUACAGAAGAUACCCGAACGAUUGGUGGGUAUACCGGUACUCUGGUUCUGGAUGCUCUGCACCUUGGUAUGAGUACCCAUGCAGUCUAUCAUUAUGUAGUCGACACGUUUGGCAACUACGAAGAGAUAUAUAAUAUCAUAUGGAGUUUCAAGCUUCAAAUAUUGCUCAGUAUGGUGAUUAUCGUGGGCGUCCAGGCCAUAUAUGCCAUCCGGAUCUGGAAACUCGGCCGUCACUUCAACAAGAUCAUUCCAUGGUUUGUGGUGCUGACCGUCGCAGCCGCUUUCGGUGCUGGAAUUUUCUCGGUGUACGCUGAGUACACCAUAUCUAGUUUUCUAUCGAUAUCACGCAUCAAGGCGUCGACAUGUGUCGUUUUUUCCGUCCCAGCCAUUUCUGACUUCAUAAUCGCCUUCGCAAUGUGUUACUACUUGCAUAAAUGUAGGGAAGCUUCCGAGUUUGCUAGCACCUCUGCGAUGGUUCUCCGCUUAAUGCGGCUAGUCGUUGUAUCUGGCUUGGCUACAAGUGCAUGUUCUCUACUAACGCUCAUCACGUAUCUGGUUUGGCCGAACACUCUUAUUUUCCUUGGCGUCGAUUUAGUCUUACCAAAAUUCUACAUUAACUCACUGCUCGUUAUGUUAAAUUUCCGGCCAGACCAUCGAACGGCAGCUAGAAGUCAUUCUUCUGAACUAAGAGUCCUAAGAUUUGCGCCUAGAGACUCUAGGUCUGAUGUCGAUGAAGUGAGCAUCAGUAUUCCGAUGGAAAAUAUUCAGUCGUUGGAGCACACAAAGUAGAGGCUGCAUUUCCAAGUAAAAAUUAGGUUGUAUGCCGUAUCGA